AUGGUAAGUCAGGCGAUAGGAGCUGAUCAACCACGAGCUCAAUGGUAUUGGAAAUCAAAUUCUGAUCCAUGGUCAACAAAUGGAAAUGAAGAAUGGACAAAAUAUUCUGAUAUUGAAUCAGCGAUUAUCGAACAAGCAUUUAAUCAAAAGAAUAAAACAAAACUAGCUGAACUAGAUAAUUAUUCGAUUAACUUAAACGAUUCCAUUCAAAUCAGUAAAUCGGAUCCAAAUAAACAACGGCAAAUAAAACGGGUUCUAACUAGUAGAAAUGAAAGUCAAGGUUUAAGAGAAGAAAGAUUCU
Molecule: messenger RNA, 301 nt
Organism: Didymodactylos carnosus
Lineage: Eukaryota; Metazoa; Rotifera; Eurotatoria; Philodinida; Philodinidae
Source: the annotation of a GenBank genome assembly